AUGGCACACCUUCAAAGCCAAUAUGCCCCAGUUCGCUACACAACAGAUGAAUAUGGCAAAAUGGUCGACGAGUACGGGAACCCAGUCCGCCUCACAACAGACGAGUAUGGCAAUAUGGUCGACGAGUACGGGAACCCAGUCCGCCUCACAACAGAAGAGUGUGGCAAGAGGAUCGACGAGUACGGGAACCCAAUCCGCCUCACAACAGACGAGUAUGGCAAUCCGGUUGGCCACACUGCAGGCUCAACUGGUGUGCACGGGACGACUCAUUAUGGUACCGCGGGUGAAACUGGCUCAUUUGGUGACGCACCAGUUGGCGGCACAAGAAUUGGCGGACACAAGGAGCACCGGGAUAUUAUGCAUCGCCGCACCGGAAGCGGGUCCGGGUCCAGCUCCAGCUCCUCUGAGGAUGAUGGACAUGGUGGAAGGAGGAAGAAGGGACUGAAGGAGAAGAUAAAAGAGAAGCUACCCGGCGUGGGGAAUCGUCAUGAAGGCAUGUCUCAAGCAACUUCGACUACUACUCCAGGUGGUACAUACUCAUCAGCAGGGCACCACCAUGAGAAGAAGGGAGUGAUUGAGAAGAUCAAAGAGAAGCUCCCUGGACACCACCAUCACUAG
Tripterygium wilfordii is the source of this 618-nucleotide messenger RNA. RefSeq names its product late embryogenesis abundant protein-like. Gene Ontology annotation, biological process: response to water. The coding region runs from base 1 to 618 and encodes 205 amino acids. Lineage: Eukaryota; Viridiplantae; Streptophyta; Magnoliopsida; Celastrales; Celastraceae. The transcript has 2 exons. The record is from RefSeq and is a predicted model, not a curated record.